Messenger RNA from Aspergillus welwitschiae, 1602 nucleotides. Its product is annotated as FAD-binding oxidoreductase. The coding region runs from base 1 to 1602 and encodes 533 amino acids. Gene Ontology annotation, molecular function: oxidoreductase activity; FAD binding. NCBI's taxonomy places the organism in Eukaryota, Fungi, Ascomycota, Eurotiomycetes, Eurotiales, Aspergillaceae. The record is from RefSeq and is a predicted model, not a curated record. The transcript has 2 exons.
AUGGCUCCUCCAGUCAUAUUCACGGCAGCAGUCUUGUUCAUGCUGCCCAACCAACUCGCAGCCCUGCCUCAGAACCCUGGGAACAUCUCCACUCCCGCAACGGCCAACAAUGGCGUGCUGCCGAGGUCCCUUGAAUCCUGUCUAGGAGCUACUGGCGCAUCAGUUGUGUACGCCACGGAUGCUGGGUACUCGAAUCUCACGGUGGCGGACAAUAGCAAUUACCACCCCCAUCCCCAAGCUGUUGUCAUUCCCAACUCAACGGAGCAAGUUGCUGCUACUGUUCGCUGCGUGGCAGCCGAGCAGGGCCGGGUCACUCUCACGACCCGUGGCGGUGGCCAUGGCUAUGCUGCGUACAGUCUAUCAGGACAAGUCGUCAUCGACUCCAGCCAGAUGACCGACAUUGUCCUGGACGAGAGCACACAGGAGGUUACCGUGCAGAUGGGUCAGAAGCUUGGCCCGCUAGCUCUGGCGAUGGGCCGCGCGGGGUAUGCCUUGCCUCAUGGCACCUGUCCGGGGGUGGGGGUAGCUGGACACAGCCUGGGAGGUGGCUGGGGGUUUACCUCUCGCGAGUGGGGAUGGCUAGUAGACAGAUUGGUCUCACUGGAGCUUGUGGAUGUGACCGGCCGCAUCCGAACGAUCAGCCCUAAGGCAACAAACCCCAAUACCACAUCUACUGACGACACGAAUGAUGGUGAUCUCUGGUGGGCGCUUCGGGGUGCUGGCUCCAACAACUUUGGUAUCGUUACCUCGUUCACCUACCGCAUGCAGCCCGCCCCAACGGCUAUCGUCAACUACAACAUUGGCUUCGCGAGUCAGUCAGACUGCGUACAGGUCCUUUUAACCCUACAAGAGAUUGGAUCCCACCCAGCGACCUCCUCUGCGGGCUUCCCGACCUCUUUGGGUGGAGAACUCAUCAUAGAUGGUGGCUACCAGCCCCCUAAGGCCUACUGCACCUUUACUGGCCAAUACCUCGGCGAUUCAGCCGCCUACAACGAAACUAUCCAGCGCCUCCUUUCCCCACUCGCACGCCAAUCCAUCCAGCCCCUCACAACCACCAGCUCCUUUUACACCAACUGGGUCUCCGCUCUCACCAAUCUCAUGGGUGACCUCGACUCUCCGUCUGUCCCACAACCCUAUUACGCCAAAUCCCUCUUCGACGACGGGCACCCUAACUACACCAGCGCCUCCAUCUCGAGGAUAUUUUCCGCCAUCCAGCCCGCCGGGCCUGAUGCCUUCAUAUCCUUCGACCUGAAUGGCCCUGACGCCGCUACCACCCUGCCCCCGGAUGACUCUGUCGGGCCCAUGGCCUUCAACCACCGAAACAAUCUCUUCAUGUCGCAAAUCUAUGCUUGGGAUUUCCCGGGGUUCACAAAUGCGUCAGCACGGGAGACUGCAGUUGCUAGGCUUUCCGAUGUCGCGGAUGCAGUGCGCCAGGCCGAUCCUAAGGGCGGUUGGCAAGCGUAUCAGAAUUAUAUCGAUCCGUAUUUGCAGAACUGGGCGGAGAGGUAUUAUGGGGACGCUUUGGAUCGGCUGAAGGAGAUCAAGAAGAAGUGGGACCCUUUGAAUAUUUUGGAUUUCCCACAGGGGUUGGGACGGGCUUGA